Molecule: messenger RNA, 1056 nt
Organism: Myotis brandtii (Brandt's bat)
Lineage: Eukaryota; Metazoa; Chordata; Mammalia; Chiroptera; Vespertilionidae
Product: granzyme H-like
Exons: 6
Coding region: 1-1056 (351 amino acids)
Biological process (GO): proteolysis
Cellular component (GO): intracellular membrane-bounded organelle; cytoplasm
Molecular function (GO): serine-type endopeptidase activity
Source: RefSeq, a predicted model, not a curated record
AUGCAGCCACCCCUGCUCGUGCUCCUGCUGGCCUUUUUCCUGCUCCCCUCGGCAGAGGCAGCUCUCCACCAGGAAUGCUCUGAACCUCAGCUCCCAUCCCAUCUCAGACCCACACACAUGAUGCUGGAUGAGCUACAGGCAGAAAUGACAGGACAGAAGCCUAUUCUCAAGAAAAGCCAGGGGCACAAUGCCCUCCUCAGGCCCUACCUGUGCCAGGCUCAUCAAGCUGAUGCCUGCCUGGUGCACGGGGUGGGGGAGCGGGGGGGCACACAAGCACAACAGAAUUUUCCUUCAGGAGAGAUCAUCGGGGGACAUGAAGCCAAGCCCCACUCCAGACCCUACAUGGCCUACCUUCACAUUGAUGAGGAGGAGGAGGAGUCCAUGUGUGGCGGUGUCCUUGUGCAAAAGAAAUAUGUUCUGACAGCUGCUCACUGCAAUGGAAGGUCAAUCAGUGUCACCCUGGGGGCCCACAACAUCAGAAAGCAGGAGAAGACCCAACAGGUCGUCCUGGUGAAAAGAGCCAUCCCGCACCCAAAGUUUAUUAAGAGGAAAGGCACCUAUGACAUCAUGUUACUGCAGCUGGAGAGAAACAUCAAGCAAACUGAUGCUGUGAAGCCCCUCCCACUGCCCAGGAGCAAGAACACGUUGAGGCCAGGACAGAAGUGCACUGUGGCCGGCUGGGGGCGAGUCACACAGAGGGGCCCUGGCUCAGACACUCUGCAGGAGGUAGAGCUGACCCUGCAGGCGGAUUUGAAGUGUAAAAGGCGCUUUAACCAUUACAACAAGAACAUUCAACUGUGUGUGGGGAACCCAAGAGAAAAUAAGACAACCUUUCAGGGGGACUCCGGGGGGCCUCUCCUGUGUAGAAAUGGGAUCCAGGGCAUUGUCUCCUCUGGAAGCAAGUAUGGGGACCCCCCAGUGGUCUACACCAAAGUCGCCAGUUUCCUUCCCUGGAUAAGAGAGACCAUGAAAAGCCUCCAACUGCAGGACCCAGACCAUCUUCUCUGGAGCUAUACAGGACCACACUGCGGGGAGGGAGGUGGUGCCAGCAACUGA